AUGUUUAGUACUACAGAGAUUAAAGAUAAUACAAUAGUACCAUUCCUUGGUUACACAUAUCCAAUCAAGAUUGUAUCAAACUUGAAUGAGGAGGAACAAACAAAUACAUCAGAUGUAAAUAGUAGAUACAAAUUUGUAAAGAAUCAAAAUUAUAAAGCAAUCGAUAAUACUGGUACCAGUACUUCUAUUGUUGCUGGUGAAGUUAUUUCAUUUCAAAGUUUACAACAUUCAGUUUGCUUUGCAAAGGGAGUAUUACUACAUUCCUUUUUAGAAAAUGCUGAACGUAUUCUAUACAAUAGAUUGUCGAGAACACAACAAUCUGUGGUCAAAGGGACUGAAUCUUUGGGUUAUGUUGAACCCGAGUUGAUCCUUACACAUCUCAAAAAAUACAGACCAUCAUCCAGUCGCAUUGAACAAGACUAUUCAGAAACUGUCAAUGGAGAACGUACAAAGAGUGACAUUCAUGUCCUUCACUUUUCACUCACCGAUAUCAAAUCCUACAAUGAUUUACCCGCUCUUGUUACACUCAAUUGGCAAGCUCUCGAGGAUGUCAUUGAAGUUAGUGGAAAGAUACUAGACAUUUCAAUCAUUAGAUAUGUAGAUAUAUCAUUUAGAAUUAAUAUUAGAACUCAUCAUGUAUUGGUUGAUUUUAUUCAACAAUGUUAUCAAGAUAAAGAAUAA
This is a messenger RNA of Cavenderia fasciculata, 681 nucleotides long. RefSeq lists its product as uncharacterized. The record is from RefSeq and is a predicted model, not a curated record. Lineage: Eukaryota; Evosea; Eumycetozoa; Acytosteliales; Cavenderiaceae. The transcript has 2 exons. The coding region runs from base 1 to 681 and encodes 226 amino acids.